AUGACCGCGGGCGGCCUGGGCCUGUACCUCGGGCACGCCGCGGCCUGGCGGCACAUCCUGAGCGCCGGCCUGGACUUCGGGCUCGUCUUCGAGGACGACCUGACGCUCUUCGCGCCCAGCCUUCCGAGACAACGUCUCCGCGGCCCUCGCCGGCACCGCCCAGCCGACCGGCCCGGGGGCGGCGCGCUGGGACCUGCUCUACCUGCAGAGGCCCAGGCCUCCGAAGCGGGGUCCGGUCGGAUGGGGCCGGAGGACCGAGCGCGUGUGGGCGGAGACCGCUCGCAGGGCGUCGCGGAGGCCCGUCGUCGUGCCGCUCGGCGGCAACGCCACCGUGCCCUGCACGGGCGCCUACCUGCUCUCGGCGGCGGGGGCCCGGAAGCUGCUGCGCGGCGCGCUGCCGGCGAGCUCCCAGCUGGACGACAGCUGGGGCACGUGCCCGGCCUGAGCCGUGCGGCCUUCACUCCGCCGCUGGCGCAGUGCCAGGAUCGGUCUUCAAGAGCAAGGUCGGGGGGCGGUACCGAGACACCGACGUGCAGACCAAGGGCGAUAACACCGACGAGCGGCUCAGCGACAUGGCCGCGCUGA
Messenger RNA from Prorocentrum cordatum, 585 nucleotides. NCBI's taxonomy places the organism in Eukaryota, Dinophyceae, Prorocentrales, Prorocentraceae. The record is from the annotation of a GenBank genome assembly.